This is a messenger RNA of Porites evermanni, 606 nucleotides long. The record is from the annotation of a GenBank genome assembly. Lineage: Eukaryota; Metazoa; Cnidaria; Anthozoa; Scleractinia; Poritidae.
AUGUUUUCCUCACCCGAGUGCAUCACCUGGUUUGCUGCAUUUCUAACAGUGUCCGUUGCUAUAGUAACAGUGAACCUUCUAUCAAUCAUCAUUUUUAUAAAGAACAGAAAUCUUCGCUCUCGUAGUAUGUACUUGGUUAUAAACUUGACUGUUGCUGACAUGUUGGUUGGAGGAAUUUCCAGUAACUGUUCUAAUAUUAUCUUUCUAAGAAUGGGAUGCAAAAAUUUAAAUGUAAGGUUAACUUGGGAAGGAGACAACAUAGUGUCGUUUAUUUUCUACUGGUUUCCUCUUGCCUCUCUUACAAACAUAACUGUAAUUUCGUUAGAUCGGAUGCAUGCGACAUUUCGUCCAUUCAGGCAUCGAGUUAUCAAAAAUUGGGUCUACGGGGUAACAAUUCCUGUUGUCUGGGUAUUAGCUGCGAUGAUAUCAACUGCAAUUAGCAUGCUUCAGUUAUUCGGCAAAGAAUGGCCACACCAUCAGUAUUUCUGGCAAUCAUAUUGCUUAUUAUGUCUUUUUGUUAUCUGUGCUUGUUACGCCUCAAUUAUCGUCAAAAUCUGUUGUGGGGCGCGUCCUCAGCACCAUGGUGCAGCCCGUAGGCAAAGAAAA